Messenger RNA from Anguilla rostrata (American eel), 3162 nucleotides. RefSeq names its product denticleless E3 ubiquitin protein ligase homolog (Drosophila) (gene dtl). Gene Ontology annotation, cellular component: nucleus. The coding region runs from base 163 to 2166 and encodes 667 amino acids. Gene Ontology annotation, biological process: mitotic G2 DNA damage checkpoint signaling; proteasome-mediated ubiquitin-dependent protein catabolic process. The transcript has 15 exons. Lineage: Eukaryota; Metazoa; Chordata; Actinopteri; Anguilliformes; Anguillidae. Gene Ontology annotation, molecular function: protein-macromolecule adaptor activity; protein binding. The record is from RefSeq and is a predicted model, not a curated record.
UUAGCGGGGAGUUCGUUUUCCCUGUCCUGCUGGGGUUCGCGGGAAAGAAACACAUUCAUUUCUGCAUUCAUGAAAGAAAGGGGGACGUUUGUAGCUCGCAACUGGAUUUAAAGAAAAACAUUUUUUUGUGAAAGUAAAUUGAAUCUGAAUAUUCUUGCAAUAAUGCUUUUCCGGUCUAUAAUUGAUAGGCAGACUACGAACAGAAGGCGCCAUGACCUGUGGCCGAAGCACCCGCUGUCCUCCCUGCUGGACGGAUUCCGGUGCGCCAGACAAGAUGAGCACACAUCGUACGGAAACCUGGACAUCGCAGUGCCGCCUUUUGGCUGUGCCUUUUCAACAGCCCAGGAACUGCAGACUCUGUUGGCUGUUGCUAAUGAGGAGGGAAUCGUCCGACUGUACGACACAGAAUCCCACAGGAAGCCCAUUCUGACAGAGUGGGUUGCCCAUGACAACGCCAUCUUUGAUCUGUCCUGGGUGCCAGGGGAGGCCAGACUGGUGACCGCUUCGGGGGACAAGACUGCUGCACUCUGGGAGGUGGAGUCGAGGGAGCUGCUGGGAACCUUUAAGGGCCACGUGUGCAGCCUGAAAUCUGUGGCCUUCGUCCCGCACCAGACAGCUGUGUUCUGCACGGGGGGGAGAGACGGGAACAUCAUGCUGUGGGACACCAGGUGCACCAAGAAAGACGGGUUUUACAGACAGGUGAAGCAGGUCAGUGGGGCGCACAAUAAGACGGACAGACCGACGCCCUCUAAAGGCAAGAGGAAGAGGCCGCAGCCCAGAGGAAUGGCCCCUAUGGUGGACUUCCAGCAGAGCGUUACCGUGGUUCUUUUCCAGGAUGAACACACCCUGCUCUCCUCCGGAGCUGUUGACGGGACCAUAAAGAUGUGGGACCUGCGUAAAAACUACACCGCUCACAACCAGGACCCCGUAGCCCUGCAGAUGUACCCCUACCCGGGGUCCUGCACGCGGAAACUGGGAUAUUCUGGAAUGGUGCUGGACUCCACCCGCUCCAGCCUUUUCGCCGCCUGCACCGACGACAACAUCUACAUGUUCAACGUGAGCGGGCUGAGGACGAGUCCGGUGUCGGUGUUCAGCGGCUGUCAGAACUCCUCCUUCUACGUGAAGUGCUGCCUGAGCCCUGAUGACCAGUUCCUGGCCAGCGGCUCCAGCGAUCAGCACGCCUACAUCUGGAAGAUUUCACACCCAGAAUGUGCUCCCAUGAUGCUCCAGGGCCACUCUCAGGAGGUGACAUCAGUGGCGUGGUGCCCCACGGAUUUCACCAAGAUCGCCUCCUGCUCGGAUGAUAACACCAUGCGGAUUUGGCGGUUGGACCGGGGGGCCGACGGAAUGAGGUCAUCCAUCGGACAGGCCAAUCUCGUGGGGUGGGCGUGUCCGAGCACCCCAUCGGAAACCAGGAGCCCCGGAGGGCCUGCGGGUACCCCUGAGCACACCCCAGCCAAGAGUCCCAGGACAGAGAGCCUGGGAACGCUCUCGUCCCCAUUGGCUGCGUCGUGCGCCCCCAGCAGUGCUGACCUCCCCUUACCCUCCAGCACCCUGUCGACCCCGCCCCCAGCGGUGGCUAAGCCCCGCCCCACUCCAGCGGGGACCCCGCCCUCCAUCAGGACCUGGCUGGCACGUGCCCCAGGGUCCCCCAAUCUGCUGGCCACACCCCCCCUCAGGAAGCCGCUCAGCCCCUGCCCCCAGAGCCCCGCCCUGACUCCGCCCACCCCCGGCGAGAGGCGGGCCAAGCGGCGGCUGGAGACGGGCGAGGGCGGGGCCGGGGGGUGCGUGGGGGAGGGGCCGUGCGGCUGCGUGGUUGAGCUGUGUCCCGCCCCCAAGAAGAGGCGGGGCCUGGUCAUGUGCUGCCACGGCCCUGACUCAGAUGGGCGGGGCCCGGAAAAGGAGGAGGGUGUGGCUGAACGGGCGGAGCGAAGGCCUGGUCCGUCCAAACAGGUGGACAAGGAGAACAGGGGCUCCGUGGGCUCUGAUUGGCUGUCGGCCAUCGGCCAGCGGCUGAAGCAAGGGCGGCGCACUCCCAGGACUCCCACCAGGAGCCCCAGCGCCACCAAGAGGCCGGAGGCCAGAACUCCUGCUUCACCGACGAUGCGCUCCCCUCUCUCCAUAAAGAAGAUCUCCUCCUACUUCCACCGGGCAACUCCAGAGUGAUGACUGGCCUUUACCGCUAACAGGCGGUAACCCUAAUUGGACGGAUUGGGCCCAUGUGACUCAGUCAGGGAGUGCUGAUUGGGUGUGUGCAGCAGCUUUCCUGUUCGCUUUGGACUGGAAGGCAGGAAGAAGCCGCCUAAUUCACUGCCUUACCCCCCCUCAGCUGGAGAGUGGGGCCACUGAUGGAGUCCAGGGUUUGUUUAAAUUUGAAUUUCAGUGUUUGUACUUCUUAUUGGUAUUUUUUAAUGUUUGGAAUACUUUUAAAUCUUGGGGAUCCAUGUCAUUUUUGACUAUGGUAAUAUCUUUUAAAAUAGAAACGAAAGCCAUUCCAAACGGACUUAGGGGAAGACUGCAGCCACUGCGCAGUUAAACGCAGCUGUCUGCAGAGAAACGCCGAAUCUUAAAACAGAUGUGCCUGUGGCCUAGAGGGUGGGUACGGGUCCAAUGCCCCUUUAAUGCCAGGGAUGUGAGUGGUCAUGUACGGGCAACAUGUGCCCCGUCCACAGUACAGGACCUCAAGCCAAAAAUAACGACCUGACCCCCCCCUCCAUGUUGCCAAAGAGAUAAACUUUUGAAAGUGCUCCUAUGCAGAAGCUUUCUCCCCCACCGUGGAAGUCUGGUCCUGUGGGAAUGUGCUCUAAAUGAGCUGGAGGAGAGUUUGGGGCCUGAUGAUAAGAUAAGUGUUUGUGCGUUUGCCCCUCUGCAUUGCAGGGGUUUCAGAAGGCUUUGGGACAGGGGUUAGGGAGGUGCUCUAUCAGUAUUAGUCUGUACAGACUACAGCGUCAAAUGUGAAUGGUUAAAAUUAAUUUCUGGGAAUACGUUUCGAAGUUGCCCUACCUGUUCAUAUGCUUUUAAAAAAAAUAUAUGUAUGUAUACUUUUUGUAUAUAUGUACAUAAUGACUCCGUUUUUUGUAAAUACACUGUCAACAACAUUUUCUGUGCAACUGAAUUUGUCCAAUGCAAGCAGAAAGAUUAAAUUUGGUUCUUUUGGAGGAA